UUAUGGGUAAAAAAAAAGAGUAAAAGGAAAUCUCUAAUAAAGACAUUAAUGACAUUUUUAAGCCUAUACAAAAACAAGAUAAGCAAAAGGUGAAAAAAUCUGAUUAAACUCCAAAUGAAUAAUAGAAUUAAGAGCAAAAAUAAAAAUAAUCAGAAAAAACUAAAAUAAAGCAAAAUCAAUAAGUCAAGAGAUCCCAAAAUUCUAUGUAAGAGUAAAGCAAAAAGAAAUACACAGAGGAAGGAUAUAAAGUAUAUAGUACUGAAGAAUUAAAAAUUGGAAAAGGAGGUAAUACUAAUUUAUGUCCUUUCGAUUGCGAAUGUUGUUUUUGA
Molecule: messenger RNA, 329 nt
Organism: Paramecium pentaurelia
Lineage: Eukaryota; Ciliophora; Oligohymenophorea; Peniculida; Parameciidae
Source: the annotation of a GenBank genome assembly